Messenger RNA from Cyphellophora attinorum, 1500 nucleotides. RefSeq names its product Quinate permease. Gene Ontology annotation, cellular component: membrane. Gene Ontology annotation, molecular function: carbohydrate:proton symporter activity. Gene Ontology annotation, biological process: carbohydrate transport; transmembrane transport. Lineage: Eukaryota; Fungi; Ascomycota; Eurotiomycetes; Chaetothyriales; Cyphellophoraceae. The coding region runs from base 1 to 1500 and encodes 499 amino acids. The record is from RefSeq and is a predicted model, not a curated record. The transcript is spliced from 4 exons.
AUGGUGAAGAGUAGCUUGCUUUCAACCACGCGUGAGGCGAUACGCGAGAGUCCGAGAGAACUCUUCAACUGGUACCUCAUCUUCUGCACCCUCGCCACCAGCUUCUCGGGCGUGGCCAAGGGGUUCGAUGAAGGCAACAUUGCGAGCAUCGUCGUGAUGCCAGUGUUCAUGAAGAAGUUUGGUGUCUCCCACCAGACCGAGGACGAGUAUGCCAACACUAAGGGAUGGAUAGUCUCCAUUGCCACAGCAGGCGCUGUGUUCGGGUGCUUGAGCUGCAGCUGGCUGAAUUCCCGUCUGGGACGGAAGAAGACGCUACUGCUGUACACCAUCAUCUACAUCGCCGGUGUGCUCGGCCAGACCGGCUUCGGAAUCGGCGGGACGACAGUCGUGCCCUCGAUCUACCUGUCUGAGAUCGCCCCAAAGCCCAUCCGCGGCCUGAUCACAGUCCAAUACGCGGCAUGCCAACAGCUCGGAGUCGUCUUCGGCUUCUUCCUCAACUAUGGCGUCACGAAGUACCACGCUGGCACUCAGCUUCAAUGGCAGCUCCCAACCGCCCUACAGGUCGUCCCCGCCGUCAUCUGGGGCAUCGCAGUCCUCUUCAUCGCGGAGUCGCCCCGCUGGCUCCUCUCGGUGAAUCGACGCAGCGAGGCCAUCACAAACCUAACCCGCAUCCGCGGCCUUCCAGUCGACAAUCCCUACGUCGCCUCCGAACUCUCCGCCAUCGACCUGCAGAUCCAGCACGAAGCGGACGUCGAGACUCUAGGCGUAGUCGAAAACCGCCGACGAUUCUGGCUCAUGUUCCUCGCCCACCUCUUUGGUCAAUGGUCCGGCGCCAAUGCUAUCACGCAGUACUCGCCUACGAUUCUCGGCUACCUGGGCAUCGCAGGCACCGAGACCAAGUUCCUAACCACCGGCAUCUACGGUAUCGUCAAGUUCGUCUCAGUAGUGCUCUUCGCCUUCUUCAUCGUCGACUUCAUCGGCCGUGCCACGAAUGGCAUGUCCGCCAAAGAGAUCGCCAACUCAGCUACCCUCCGCCAUACCAGCACGGCCGCGAUCGUCGCCAUCUUCCUCCAUGCCGUCGCGUGGUCGAUCGGGUGGUUCAGCGCGCCAUAUCUCAUCAACGCUGAGAUCUUCCCCAUCCGGAUUCGGAGCUUGAAUAUGUCAUUCAUGAUGGCUAUGCACUGGCUUUACUACUUCGGCUGCUCUCGCGCCAUGCCGUCUUUGCUGGCCGCAACGCAUCGUUGGGGUGCAUUCGUCUUCUUCGCCAGCAUUUGUGCCGUCAGUCUGGUUUUUGUGUUCUUCUGUAUGCCUGAGACGGCUGGGCGCAGUCUAGAGAGCAUGGACACGCUGUUUGAGAGGCCGCUUUGGCACAUUCGGAAGGUUGCAUACCCGACUAAGGUUGAUUUGAUGCUGGAUGCUGGGCGGAGGGAGAGUGAAGAUGGAUGGGAGGAUGCUGAAAAGGCAGCGGCUAUUACCGAGCAGAGAGAGGUGGCGAGGUAG